Molecule: messenger RNA, 3143 nt
Organism: Anneissia japonica
Lineage: Eukaryota; Metazoa; Echinodermata; Crinoidea; Comatulida; Comatulidae
Exons: 6
Coding region: 948-1607 (219 amino acids)
Source: RefSeq, a predicted model, not a curated record
UGUUGCUAAACUGACCAAUCGGCCAUAUUUGUUUUGGUCAUGUGCACAACUUAACGCAUUCUGGUUACGUUAAUUUUCGUUGUCUACGAAAUCUAUUUUAUGAACCAGUCGAAUGAAAAUAAUGCUUAUCGAAAUUUUAUACUCAAAGAAAUGAACCAGUUGAAUAAGCUCAAUCCUUUCCGAGACACUAGCGCUCAUAGGGCUGGAGCUUAUCCCCAGUUUCUGUAGUGUGAAGCGGAUGAAAGUUGUACUAGUCCGUCGCAGGUUAGUCCCCAGCAGUUUGCUGGUACCCAUUGAUACAGCUGGGUGGACUGAAGCGAUGUAGCUAAAGUGCCUUGCGAAUCUGCACAGCGGAGACUCGAAAACCCUGACUUUUCGAUUGAAAGCCCGAACCUCAGCCGCUGCGCCAAACUGCCGCUACACAAAUAUAUAUAUUAGUACUGUAAUCUAUAAAAAAAUAUAUAUCAGCAGAUGAUUUUAGUAUUGUAUUAUUAUUAAUCCAUAUAUGUUGUCAUAGGCAUGUUUUUGCUUCCCAGCAGUUUAGUUCGUCGGCUUUACUGGGCUACAGCUUCAUUGUAACCGAUUUUAGCAGUUCUUUGUUUUAUUGUCAUUCAGCAGUUACUUAUUUUGUAGGUACAAUAUUCACGCCCAUGCUUUUAUCUUAUGUAUUUUGUAAUACAGUAUACUUCUUAUAAAUUCCUCCAUUUACAUCCUUGUCAUUACCCGAUGAAGAGCUAUGCUCGAAACGUAUUAUUUUGAAUAAAUAUUGGCAAUAUCUUACUUUCGCUUUGCGUUAUCAUUUGUCUAUAUAUUUAUAUACAGAAUACAUAAGACAACAGACUAAGUAUUCUUGCACAGCUGUGGUGACAACUUUGGGGUCUUUAAAGAUGAUAUUUCGCGGUAGUGCAUACCAUUUUUGGUUAAAUAGUAUUUGUAUGUAUCGUUGAAUGCGUGGAGCACUUGAUUUAUAUGAUGUCAUGAUUGAUAUUAGUUCUUAUACUGCCGCAAAAAAUGUCACAAUCGAAUGUUCUGCAAAUGCCAGUCCACUUCCCGUGGUAAAUCUCUUUAAGGAUGGCAAUGUUAUCAAGAAAAUCGAAAAUAACUUGCGUUUAACACAUAAGAUAGACAUUGUAACAGAGAGUGAUGGAGGAAGCUACAAAUGUACAGCGACAGACAGAUUAAAUUUUACUAAACAAAGUGACACAAAAGUUCUCAAUUACUAUGUUGACUAUUGUGUUUCUAAUCCAUGUGGAAAUAGAGGGACUUGCAGACCUACAAAUUUUGAGUUUACUUGUGAAUGUGAACAAGGCUACAGUGGGAGAUAUUGUGAAAAUAGCAUUUACGGCACAAGUUUGACAAUUGGAAUGUUGUUUGUGGGUAUAAUUGUUGGAGCCUUCGGAGUAAUUGGUGGAUUGAUCGGCUACACGAGGAUUAAACGGAAGGCACAAAUAGGCAAGAGGAGUGCGGACCAGAGACAGAACUUAGAUACUUACAUGGAGUACGUAGUAGAUGAUCCAACUGCUGGCAAUAAAGACCAAACUUACCAAGAUCUACAACAUAGAGAAGAAGAAACAACUUAUGUUAAUGCGAUACCGAGAAAGAAAUAAGAGUAGAGAGAGCAGUAGCUAGUUGGAGUGAAUGCUUGUUACUUGUGCAAGGGUCAUUAUAAUCCCAGCGAAAUUUAUCACUGAUGAUUGUACAACCGCGAAUCUAAGAAUUGUUUUAAGCUCUGUCCAGAUUAUGAUUUUUUUUUUUUACAAAAUAUGUAGUAUGUCCACGUAAAGUCAUGAUGUGCCUAUUUGGUGAUGAUAAUGAUGUCAUCAGACCAUAUUUAGACAUGUCACGUGUUUUUAAAAAUAACAUUUGAUAGUCUGGACAGGGCUUAAGUCACGUGUCACUCCAAAUAUCAUACAUAACUCACGUAGAUUCAUAUAUAUUAUUAUUAUAUUUAAAACACUAUGCUUAGAAAAGGUAGCAUAUAAUGAAGUUGACAAAGCACAUAGUUAGACAACACUUUCAUAUACUUUUUUAACAACCUUUAUAACCGUUUAUAAUUUUAGACUAGACAAACGUUUGAAUGUAAUGAAUCCCAUAUAUCGAACUUCGACGUUUAUAUAAUCAUGUACUAUUUUGAGUAAGGACAAAAUGUUUGUGCCGAUUUACCGUCCAGACGCGUGCACAGCUCUGGAAGAAAUAUAUCGUAGCAAAUGUCUUAGCAUUAUUGGCAUAUUUUGAGUUUAUAUGUAUGUCUAUUAAAGUAUCAUUAAUAAUAAAAGCAACACGUGUGAUAAGUCAUUAUUCAAAUUCCGUGCGUACUGUACAGUAAAAGCAGCAGAGUAUUCAGUAUGUAGUAGGUUAGUUGCACAUUUUUACGAAAUAUAAUGGAAUAAAAUAUAUUGACCAUGUUAAUCACUAAAAUAAGUCAAUAUAUGAAAUAUUGUUGAAUAAAUAAAUAACAGGAAGUCUAUUAUAGACUACAUCAUUCACAACAUUUUAGCAUGUAUUGUAUAAUCUAUUUACCAUAUGUUUACCAGUAGGCAUAGUAUCUUACCUGCUUUGACAUUAUAACCACAAUUAUUAUUGGCUAUAUUUAAAAUAUAAUUCGACUUCAAUUUGCAAACGUCUUUCUAAUAUUACAGUUAAAGACGAAACCGUAUUUAAUAUUUGCUUUCGAAUAUUCUGUUAUGGUAAUAAUAUGUGCAGCAUUUUGCCGACUGAGCUUAAAAAAAUGAUUAUUUUAUGGGCGGAUCCAUAGGGGUGAUGGUCGUCGACGUCCGGUUUUCCCACCACCCUUAACAUGUUAAAGCAGUGGAUGAUUUUUUUUUGGGGGGGGGGGGGCAGCGCCCUCCCCCUUUUGGAAAGUAAACUAAAGAAAAAAAAUUGCCCAAAUGUAUAUAUGCAUCGAACAUAAUAUUUUGUAUACAAAAUUAUUUUGGCAUUUUUAAAGUUUUAUAAAGUACUAUUAUCAGUGUAUUGAUGUAUUUAUUAGAUUAGAGAAGCUUACUCCAUAUUCCACGCUUGCAAUCCUGAUUUCUUGGCAUACAACUGUUAACCUAAAUUAUAGAGCUUGUAACUAGGUACUUAAGGAAUAUAUUCAACAUGCUGGAAUAUAUUUUGUUUGCUUAUUUUUGCUUCAAACUAUU